GCCUCGCCCUCUCCACACCUCCCCUUUAAACCGGAGCGGCUCCAUGAGAGGACCAAACCCACCGGGACUCCUCUGUGUCACUGUGGACUGUAAAACACGCGGAUCGGCUCAUAAAAUAGGUGAGAACUUUAUUACCCGGACGCGUUUCUGCUCAUUUCCACGAGGUUGCGACAGUCCGGAGCGACCUUAGCGCCAAACUCAGCUCAGAAAACUCGCAAGUUUUAAUUUUCCUUGCUGAUUUAAAAACGCGCACGCUUUCAGAGAAGGGUUUGAGUUAUUUAUUUUCAGCCUGGAGUUGCUCUUUAAUUCGGCGGAAGUUGUAAACAUCCAGCAACAUUCAUUUUAAAAUAAAACCCAACAAGUUUCUCCGCCUGUUGUCUCACUCACGCGGCGGGAGCGGACUCCUUUCACUAUGAGUUCAGAGAGAAACUUUAUUUGAAUGAAUUUACGUGCUGAUUUAUUGCAAUUUAAUCCAGAUAAUAUCGCAAACUGUGCGCAGAAGAAGCCGCCCCAGGACUCAACACCUGGACACAUCUGCCGGAGCGCGUCUCUUUGUUUGGGGGAAGACAAACAUUCACAGUUGUUGGUGUCUUUCUGGUGUCUUCUGGAGGACUAAGCCUCGCUGUGCAGUGGACAGAGCCAGUAGGAUGGCUGCAAACAACGUCUUCAGGACAACUUCUUGACUCAUUUUUUUUGAAGCAUCGACAUAUUUCCAAAUGAAUUCCAGCCAAUUUCCUACCAUGCUCCAGAAAGAUGACACAGAUCCGUGCCACACGCAGCACUACAUCAACGCCACCGAGACGCCGCUGAUCAGCGCCAUCAUGUUCGCCUUGGGCAUCUUUGGCAACGUGGUCGCCCUGGUCAUACUGGAGGUCCGGCGCCGGAGGAACGCCAGAAACGGGGAAACAUGGCGGCGUUCGUUGUUCCAAAUCCUGAUCACGGCGCUGGUGGUCACGGACCUGGCGGGGACCUGCCUCGUCAGCCCGCUGGUGCAGCUGUCGUAUGCACGCAACAUGACGUUGGUGGGGAUGGCGGCGAGCUCUCGCAGCGUGUGUUCCUACUUUGGCGUCAGCAUGACCUUCUUCAGCCUCGCCACCAUGUCGCUGCUCUUCUCCAUGGCGCUGGAGAGGUGCUGCGCCAUCGGAUUCCCCUACGAGUACAGCCGCCACGUCACCAAGAAAUGCGCCUACAUCUCCAUCCCGGUGGUGUUUUCGUUGUGCAUACUCUUCUGCAUGCUCCCUUUUGCAGGAUUUGGUAAAUACGUACAAUACUGCCCCGGCACGUGGUGCUUCAUCGACAUGAACCCUGUGCAACCCCUGGACAAGGCCUACGCCAUCCUGUACGCCACGGUGAUGAUCGUGCUGGUGCUCGCCAUCGUCAUGUGCAACGGCUUCGUGAUGUACCAGCUGUUCAGGAUGUACCAGCGCCGCAGGAGGAACGGCGGCUCCAUGAUGAACAGCGUGAGGUCCACCAGCAGCAGCAAGGCCAUGUCCAUGGCUGAGGAGGUGGAGCAUCUCAUCCUGCUCAUCUUCAUGACCAUCAUCUUCAUCAUCUGCACGCUGCCGCUGGUGAUCCGGGUCUACAUGAACUCCAUCGGGGACCGUAAGGAGUCCCACUUUCUGGACCUGGAGGCCCUGCGCUUCAUCUCCAUCAACUCCAUCAUCGACCCCUGGGUCUUCAUCCUGCUCUCCCCCAGCGUGCUGCACUUCUGCUGGGCCUCGGUGUGCCGGGCCCCCCAGGUCUUCUCCCGGGGCUCCAUAUUCAAAUCCUCCAUAGCCAAAGAGGAAUCUCCGCCCAACGUGGAGCUGUCCCGCCCCACGGAGUACACCGGCCUGAACUCUGUGGCCACUCUAUGACCGCAACAAGACUUUAAUGUGUCAUAUUUAUAUCUCUAUUUAUUGGACAGCUGAUUGGAGCGCAUGAGGCCACAACACCACCCUCCCACUGGGUGAUUCUUACCCUCCAACUGGGUGAUUCUUACCCUCCCACUGGGUGAUUCUUAUCUGGUUCGUGUGUUUCCGGCCUUUCCUGUCUAACUGACAAACUGUUUCAGCUGCCUGUCGCCUUUUAUCCAAACAUUUCAGCUCAGCGUGGGCAUGCUGAGAGCAUUCUGACUCUUCUACAGCUUCACAGCGUCAACAUGUUGCAUCCUUUAUGCCAACUAAUCAACGAAAUGAAAACAGCUGCUGAUGGGAGACACAAAGAUUCAUCCAGGUUCUGUUAAUAGUCCGGCAACUUAGGAGCAGAUCUGAGAAGAAAGGGGACACGUCGGAUAAAAGCACCACAUGCUCUCCAUCAUAAACUAAAUGUUUCAUCAAGAUUGUGGAUCGGUGACAGCCAUAUAAAAUCUAUGAGAACCAAUAUAUGUUCCAAGCCAAUUAGAAUGUCAAUCUUGGUGUCAAAAUCUACAUUUUCUGGGUCAAAGAAUAAUUUACGAACACUGGAAUUUAACCCUUUAUUAUAGGGCACUCAUUGAAAUACUUGCAAAUUCCAAAUUUCAACCCUAGAGAAUAUUGGAAGAAAUUACAUACAGCCAGAAUGUGUAAAAAAAACAUAUGGACCCGGGGGAGGUGCACAUAUUUGCACAUAUUUAUGAGAUUUAAAGUGGUGAAUCUGCUAGAAAAAAGUAGCUUUUUUUCCACUUUUUUCUCGUAAAUCUGCGACUUUUUUCGCGCAGAUUUUGUCACUUUAAAUCUCUUAAAUCUGCAACUUUUUUUCUUG
Molecule: messenger RNA, 2721 nt
Organism: Centropristis striata (black sea bass)
Lineage: Eukaryota; Metazoa; Chordata; Actinopteri; Perciformes; Serranidae
Gene: ptger2a
Product: prostaglandin E receptor 2a (subtype EP2)
Exons: 3
Coding region: 717-1856 (379 amino acids)
Biological process (GO): inflammatory response; adenylate cyclase-activating G protein-coupled receptor signaling pathway; positive regulation of cytosolic calcium ion concentration
Cellular component (GO): plasma membrane
Molecular function (GO): prostaglandin E receptor activity
Source: RefSeq, a predicted model, not a curated record